Molecule: messenger RNA, 1735 nt
Organism: Dipodomys ordii (Ord's kangaroo rat)
Lineage: Eukaryota; Metazoa; Chordata; Mammalia; Rodentia; Heteromyidae
Gene: Msmo1
Product: methylsterol monooxygenase 1
Exons: 5
Coding region: 117-845 (242 amino acids)
Biological process (GO): sterol biosynthetic process
Molecular function (GO): C-4 methylsterol oxidase activity
Source: RefSeq, a predicted model, not a curated record
CCCCGGUCCGGGGUAAGUAGGGUGUGAGGCGGCAGCACCUGCUCGUGGUGGGUGACCGUGGGUGAGGUGGCCUCGCGGCCGUGCAGAACCGUAAGGCUCCCUUGGAGACUUGAAGCAUGGCGGUGAAUGCCAGUGUUGCGGUCUUUGGCUCUGCGGCUUUGGCGGUGGAGUACAUGGAUUCACUGUUGCCCGAGAAUCCUCUGCAAGCCCCCUUUAAAAAUGCGUGGAAUUACAUGCUGGAUAACUACACCAAGUUCCAGAUCGCCACGUGGGGGUCCCUGAUAGUUCAUGAAGCCCUUUAUUUUUUGUUCUCUUUGCCUGGAUUUUUAUUUCAAUUUUUACCUUUUAUGAAAAAAUAUAAAAUUCAAAAGGAUAAACCAGAAACAUUCAAAGGCCAAUGGAAAUGCUUUAAAGUACUUGUCUUUAACCACUUCUGUAUCCAGCUGCCCCUGAUUUGUGGAACCUAUUAUUUUACAGAAUAUUUCAACAUUCCUUAUGGUUGGCAAGAAAUGCCAAGAUGGUAUAUGAUCUUGGCAAGGUGCUUUGGCUGUGCAGUCAUUGAAGAUACUUGGCAUUACUUCCUACACAGGCUCCUACAUCACAAAAAGAUAUACAAAUACAUUCAUAAGGUUCACCAUGAAUUUCAGUGCAGUGGCUAUGAUAUUCCUCUCAACCCACUCCACCUCAUCCCGUUCUACACGGGCUCCCGGCACCACGAUUUCCACCAUAUGAACUUCAUCGGAAAUUACGCGUCCACGUUUACCUGGUGGGAUUCCAUCUUCGGAACUGACGCUCAGUAUAACGCCUAUAAUGAAAAGAUGAAGUCUAGGAAGAAGAUGGAAUAACUCUUUUCUCAAGCCUUACCAAAGACACACAUUCCCCUGAAUUGAAGCUAGUAGCUAACAUUGCUUCUGGAGAGCAGAAAUCAGCAUGUGUCUUGGCUGCUAAGUGAUAGGGAACAUUAACCACCUUCAAUUGUCUUCCUGGGGCCUUUCCUACUUCUACGAGGUCUGUAUGUGUAGGAGUCCAUUUAAGUACGGUUUUUGUGAGGGAGUCUUAAAGGCCGUGCUUCUAACCUUACAAAAGGUUUGAAGCAAUGGAAAAAGUAUUUAUCUGUCUUUUCCCCAGUACUGCCAAAGGCCUGAGAUUGGCAUUAGUCCUUAAAUCUUCUAGAUAUGUAUGCACUGGUCAUUUUGGAAAACUGGCAGUAAUUACAUUGGCCUUUUAUUUGGCCUUAAACAUUUUUACAAUUUGCCUAAAACAAAAAUAUCAUGAAUUAAACCCCAUCAGCCAAUUCAGUGGGUGAUUGGAGCUAUGAGGUCAGGAAUCACCAAUACCAAAACCUUCCACUCGUGUCUGGAGCUGACCGAAUGAAAGUUGGGAUGACCCUCUCUGGAGAGUCAUUUUCAGGUACACCACUGGCAUCUACAAAUUCAAGAUUUCUGACUUAAUAAAAAUGUAUUUUAGUCUAAAAGUUUUUCAGACUUGAUUUUUUUUUUUUUUGUAAUUAAGGUGCUUUUCUGCUAUUUGCCCUUUCAUUUUUGUAUAUCAGGUUUUCAUUAAAACUUAGAGCUAGAACUUGAGCAUUUGUGAACUGGUGUCCUGUGUUUGCACUUUGAGCUCUUGAAAUAAAUGUGAUUUUUGUCUAUCUGAUUUCCAGUUUUGAAACGUAAGCUUGUCAUGUUUUAUUCUUAUAAGGAAAAAUGCAGGUCAUUAAAUUAUUCUAUAAAAGGAA